UCUAACCUGUCGUUUUUGUCCUGUUUAACCACAUGUCUACCGUACCAGUGUCCCUCCACUGUUGUGUGCAGCGUGCUCAGGUAGGUCGGCAGGUAUUCACUUCCUGUUCAAAUAACAACUCCAGCCGUUUCUUGUCCUGUUCCCACUCUGCCUCCUUUAUAUAUCUACCACAAGUUCAGUGUAUGAUGUAUGGUUGAAAUCGGUUGACAGAUAUUCAUGCCAGGGCGCAAGCCGCCUUUGUACCUAGUUUUUGCCUCUGUUUCAUCUCAGAUUCCAUGUGCGAUGUUGCGCCGUUAGCCUUUACUUUGUGCCGCACCCGCGACCACCCCUUUAUUCUGCUUGACCUGUUUCCAGCUACUUAACGUUGGAUUCAGCCGCGCAACAGGGCUCUGAGUUCCUCAGUAACGGGUUGAAGCCUAUGGCAGGUACAACAGCCACAGUUGCAAAGGUUGCUUCUUUCACAUUUGGGGAGGAGGAACAUCCAUUGGAAGAGUCAGUUAAUGCCAAUGGUAAACAGCGUUCAAGUGCACCAAAUGCGAAAGCGGGGCCUUCCAAGGUGGCUAGGACCACCGGGUUGGCCAAAGACUGAAGGCCACGUACAGUUGUCUGUUUUUAUUGUUUAUGUAUGUUUGUUUUGGUUCAACUCCUUGUAGUCAGGCUGUAUUGUUUUACAACAGCUUCGAUAAGAUAUGUAUCUGUAUGUAUUGAGCUUGCUGCUUCACUGCAGAGAGGUGCAAUUUGCAUGUGACUUACCAGAAC
Molecule: messenger RNA, 759 nt
Organism: Lentinula edodes (shiitake mushroom)
Lineage: Eukaryota; Fungi; Basidiomycota; Agaricomycetes; Agaricales; Omphalotaceae
Exons: 3
Source: RefSeq, a predicted model, not a curated record